AUGAAUGGUCAUCAAAACUUGAGGAUUAAGGUUCCAAAGUCACCGGUGGCCACAACCAUGAUGCAGAAAAACUUCCACUUGUACUUCAAAGACAAAGCCAUUGCUAGUGACAUAGAGAAUGUGAACUUAAUGGCUAAGCCAAGGACAUCACUUGGCUCAGUCUUCUCUGGUCUCUUUGGAAACAAGAGAUUUUCACUUCCUAAAUGUCCAAUUAAAGAAAAGAAAAAUGGGAAAGAGAGACGCCAUAUCGCUGCAAUGGCACUGGCGAAUGAGUUUGAACCAAAACCGGUUGUAACCGCAUUAUCUCAGCUUCUUUCAAUUGAGCGGGCAUUGGAGAAUGAUCAAAGAGGUGAAGGAAAGCAGAGCAGAAUGGACAAGCAUCGUCUGAAAAUUUUAUUGGGUUUUUUAGAGAAGAGAAAAGAGUUGAAUAGCUUCAUUGCAUCUAAAUGGAGGGUUGGUAAAAACAAUUUGUAUGGUGUUGUAGCCCGGUUUGGACAAGUUGGGAGGAAGGUUAGUUCGUGGCAUUUGUUCAAGAUUCCCUCCAAAUUUGUGGUCAUUGGCCUCAAGUUGAAAAUGAUAAGGUCUCUUGGGAAAAAGAAGGUGAGAAAGCAAUUUGAAAAUGAAAGUGGUGAUAAGGAUAAUGAGAGAGAACUGUGCAAAAAAAGGAUUCUCAUGGGACGAAGAUGCAGACCCUUGUUAUCUCCUAGCCCACGCUGCCUGGUAUAUGACGAAGACAGGUUUCUCUUGCCAAAACUUACUUCUUGA
Molecule: messenger RNA, 765 nt
Organism: Lathyrus sativus (Indian pea)
Lineage: Eukaryota; Viridiplantae; Streptophyta; Magnoliopsida; Fabales; Fabaceae
Source: the annotation of a GenBank genome assembly